Messenger RNA from Penicillium riverlandense, 2508 nucleotides. RefSeq lists its product as uncharacterized. The transcript is spliced from 10 exons. The coding region runs from base 1 to 2508 and encodes 835 amino acids. NCBI's taxonomy places the organism in Eukaryota, Fungi, Ascomycota, Eurotiomycetes, Eurotiales, Aspergillaceae. The record is from RefSeq and is a predicted model, not a curated record.
AUGGCCAUAUUUGUUAUUUGGGGACUUCUUGGCUUGUCUGUAUUGUCAAGCUCGAAGCCCAUUCACAUCAAGGGAUCAUCACCUGGCCGUCCAGCUGCGGAAUCUCUUUUCGUUCGAAUUCCUGUUGAUGUACCCGUGGCAGAAUCUGCAGAGACUCCAUCGAGUACUAUAGCACCCUCUGGAAGUGACGGUACUCACACCAUCAAACCGGGCGUCUUCCAAGGUGAUGCCACGAUAAUAAACAAGGACUCGAGUGCCACCCAGACCAGCGUUCUCUUUCCUGCAUCGGGAGAUUGGCUUGACGUGCAGUGCGACGGAGACGCUAGAAUUACAGAUGCUGCAACCCCCCUAAGGACCGGUUCGAAUGCUUGGGACCAAAUGAUGGAUGACUGGAAGAGCAAAGACGACGAUUAUCCAUUGAAUUUUGGCCAAUAUGCGUGGAAUGUUUUCCACUAUAGUGACCAGACACAUUGCGAUCUGGUGCAAGAUAAUAACUGUGGCACCACAGUGGAGUGCAAGGCCCCAGCUGCUGGGUUCUUAAUCAUCAACUCUCUCGUCGCCAUUCACAAUAUGAUCUUCAACGAAAGGACGGCACUAGGGGAUGCUCGCGAUGAUAUCAAGGCAGACAUUGUGAGAUUCCAAGAUACGUUUUCUUCAUUUCCGGACGACAGUCUGAAGGUCAUCAAAUACAUGUUGGAUGCCCUUCAGAUAACAUGGGGUUUCAGUUCAGCAAUCGGCUGGAACGUUUAUGAUGACUGGCGAGCAGCCUUUGCCGAUAUGUCCAAUGCUGCUGCCUUCUACGGACUUAAUAUGGGCAGGGACAAUCUCAAAGAACCUACGGAUAGUGGAGAAUUGACUGAUGACCUAAAAGUUCUCGUCGACAACUAUUAUAACAAACUACGUGACAUACAGAGGGACUUUUUGGCGAACACCCUCAACGCAGUGGACGAAGCCAAUCAGGAUCAGUUGACCAAGAUGGUGGCAAAUGGGGCUAUGAUCCAGCUUGAUCUUGCGACGGACAAUUCUACUUACGGUGAUAUGAUUAUCGAGCAGAAAAAGACCCUCUACGGGAAAAUGAUCCCGGGGACUUGGGCCUUGUCUCCGGAUACCCAGCGACCGUUUAUUCUGUAUGUGGACCACACAGAUUACAACUGUGGAGAUGAUGUUGGCCCCGUGAGCGAUACCGAUUUACCAGAGCCAGACGACUGGAAGUUGGGUUCCUGGAUAGACCAAGACACGGCGGAUAAAACCUCCUGGUGUGAUCCCAAUGGCAACUCCUGGUUCUUGCUCAACGCCUACGGCCCCACGAGCUGCAGCGGAGGUGGAGCUGCCGACUGCGACCGUCCAAAGAUUUUCCAGAGCCUCGAUGGUGGAAAUACCGAUACCUUGACGGGAGAAGACAGCACAUGGGGAGGGAUUACGCUUGAAGAUAUUAUUCGCAGCUCAUAUGGAGCAUUCGUGGCCAAUGGCAACAAAAAUGGAGGAUAUGAAAUGCCGGAUGACUCAAAGCUGGCCAUUGAUGACUCGAUGAGCGAGAUCGUUGAAGAUGAUACGGGUGCUUUUAGUAACAGUAUCCGGACUGCUGGAUUUUUCCAAAUCCCCAUCUGCCUGAAUGCGUAUGCAGCGGCGGAGCGGGUCGCGAAGAUCCUUGAAAACGAUGAUCCUUGCGGCGAAGAGCCAGAUGCUAGCGGAAAGUCAACGCCCAAAAACGAUGAAGGGUACGCCGCUGGGCAAUGCGGGAUCCAUAUCACUCAAUACCAACGGGGUGAGGGCGAUGCGGUCAACCCGCUGGAUGUUUUCCAGCUGCAGCUCAAUAUCCUCGAUGCUAACCAGGAGGUGAUUGGGUUUAUGAUCAAGCAGCCGGCCGACGAGGCUCUGAUUGUUCCCAGCAAACUUCCAUAUGAUCUAUGGGUUCAGGUGGGUGACGGCGACGACGAUGCGAUUUGUUUCUGGUACUCCGAUCAAUAUUGGUGCACGGAUAAUGAUGACUGGGGAUGCAACAUUGGUUCUUAUGACGGCGGUCAACGAAACGGUGACUGCGGCUUCAGUUGCCCUAAUCCAACGGACGAUCCCCCAACAACCACCUAUGAUCUUCCGUCUCCCGCGAAGACAGCGUAUGACGGGACCAGUGUCCCAACAAGCACCGCAGAAUUGCCGGAAGUGACGUAUGCUCAGGGCGCUUGUGGUGUGCAUGUGGUACAAUACCAGAAGAAUGAGAACAGUAAUGGCCUCAACCCGACGGACUAUUAUCAGGUGCAGUUCGAGGUGAAGGAUGCAGACAACAACAUCAUCACCACGUCACCCAAGUCCCAAGCAGAGUCCGGUGACCCAGUUUCAAUCCAAGGGGAUGGACUUGAAUAUCCCUUCUCUGUGACGGUGGGUGACAUUGACUCGGAUCCGAUCAGCUUCAAGUACAAUAAUCAAGAGUGGGACUCGGAUGCGGACCAGUGCAGUGUCGGAGAUUACGACACAGGGACUCGUAAUAUGGACUGCGGGUUUACUUGCUGA